Molecule: messenger RNA, 2152 nt
Organism: Hydractinia symbiolongicarpus
Lineage: Eukaryota; Metazoa; Cnidaria; Hydrozoa; Anthoathecata; Hydractiniidae
Product: tubulin alpha chain-like
Exons: 7
Coding region: 176-1519 (447 amino acids)
Biological process (GO): microtubule cytoskeleton organization; mitotic cell cycle
Cellular component (GO): microtubule; cytoplasm
Molecular function (GO): GTP binding; structural constituent of cytoskeleton
Source: RefSeq, a predicted model, not a curated record
AUACAUGCGCAAUUGAGGUUUUCUCUGCUCUUCCGAAAGCUGUGCAGCAUUCGACAUUCGUUACAUUUUGAAUACAGACUGCAGAAAAUCAAGAGCUGAAGAUAAUUUUUAUCUUGUUAAAAAAGACAUUUCUUUUUUAAUUUAACGUUUGCAAUAUAUACUUCAUUCAAACAUCAUGAGAGAGUGUGUAUCCAUUCACAUUGGACAAGCAGGAUGCCAAAUUGGCAAUGCAUGCUGGGAAUUAUAUUGUCUUGAACAUGGCAUUGAGCCAUCAGGACUUGUUUCAGCAGACCAUGAAGCUGAACCUGGUGAUUCCAGCGGCUCAUUUUUCUCCGAGAUGGAAAGUGGUAGGCAAGUCCCAAGAGCAAUCUUUGUUGAUCUUGAACCCAGUGUCGUAGAUGAAAUAAGAACUGGUGCAUACAAAGAGUUGUUCCAUCCUGAACAACUAAUCACUGGCAAGGAAGAUGCUGCAAACAAUUUUGCACGAGGUCAUUAUACAGUUGGUAGGGCCAUGGUGGAUCAAGUUCUCGAUAAAGUUCGAAGACUUACGGAUAUGUGUGAAGGUCUACAAGGCUUCUUAUUAUUUCACUCAUUUGGAGGAGGUACAGGGUCAGGUUUAUCUGCAAGAAUAAUGGAACGUUUAUCAGUUGAUUACGGAAAGAAGAGCAAAUUGCAAUUUGCAGUUUACCCAGCACCGCAAGUCUCCACCGCAGUUGUAGAACCCUAUAAUUCCGUUUUGACAACCCAUUUUACAUUUGAUCAUUCCGAUUGCGCAUUUAUGGUGGACAACGAAGCUAUCUAUGAUAUUUGUCGAAAUAAUUUGAAUGUCGAAAGACCAAACUACACAAACUUGAAUCGUUUGAUCAGUCAAGUUGUAUCAUCCAUCACCGCUUCUCUUCGAUUUGAAGGUGAAUUAAAUGUUGAUUUAAAUGAAUUUCAAACUAAUUUGGUGCCAUACCCAAGAAUUCAUUUCCCAUUGGCUAGUUUUGCACCAAUUAUUUCUAAAGAAAAAGCUAACCAUCAAGCUCUUGAUGUUAGCGAGAUUACAAAAAGUGUAUUUGAAGCCCAGAACCAAAUGGUAAAAUGCGAUCCAAAGGAUGGGAAAUACAUGUCGUGCUGUGUUUUGUAUCGUGGCGACGUGCAACCAAGAGAAGUGAACGCGGCUAUCACAAAAAUUAAGGCAAUGCAUUCUGUACAAUUUGUUGAUUGGUGUCCAACCGGAUUUAAAGUUGGAAUUAAUAACCAAACGCUUUACGCACAAGAAGGUAGCGAUCUUGCUCCCGUCAAGCGUGCAGUGUGCAUGUUGAGCAACACAACCGCUAUGGCUUCGCUAUGGGCAAGAUUGGAUCAUAAAUUUGAUUUGAUGUACAAAAAGAGAGCUUUUGUUCACUGGUAUGUCGGAGAAGGAAUGGAAGAGGGAGAGUUUAACGAAGCAAGGGAAGAUUUAGCUGGUUUGGAACGCGAUUACGAAGAAGUCGGCGGCAACAGUCAACCUGAUGAGGAAGAUGACGAAUACUAAGCACAUUUUCACACACACAUACGUUACUCAUUUCUUCUAUAAGACAAAGCAAAAACACUUUUUCGUUUCUUUAUCAUACUCACUCAUUUAUUUAUAGAUACUUUGACACAAUUUAUUUUUUAGUAUUCUUAUGUUAUAUUUAACUGUGUGGGUACCAUGUAGAAAUUCGAACAUGCGUUUUAAUCAGAAUUUUUUCAAGACCCGAUUGUUAAAUUAUAUAUCUCUUUGUACUAGCUUCAUGUUAGAAUUUUCCUACUAUUGCUUUCACCUACUAUGGUCAUAAUAUAUAUACCAUAUCAAAUUUAACUGUCUUUCGUAAGUCAUUCGUCCCUAUUUUUGCAACGUGUGGUAAAUUUCUAGUCUUUAGCAUUUAUUUAUUAACUUCUUCAUUUUUUGUCACGCAUACGCUUUUGCUCGAGAUUAUUUAGCAGAAAAAAGAACUCCGCGACAACCCGACACAAGACAUAAUUUUCAUCCCGAAGAUGUGAUCUUGCUCUCGCGUGCGUUCUUUGGCAUAGUAACUUGUCAUUAGGAUACGCAUCUCGUAUGAUCUUUUUUUUUUUCAAAAUUAUGCAUUAGUUAACUUUAUAUUUAUUUGUAUUUAGUUAGAAAAGAAAUACAUUUAUAAAAAGA